AUGCUGGUCAUCGAGCCGGCGAAGAACAUCAGCCGCUCCGUCAGCCUGCACCUGGUGCGCUUCGACCAGGCGCAGGCCAUCUCCGCCGUCAUGGUGGCCGAGGACCUGGCGUCCGUGCAGGUGUUCACGCACGAGAUCGACUGCGUGCAGCGCUCGCUGCGCUCAUCGCUGCUGUUCGAGCCGGAGGCGGGCCGACCGCCGCCGCGCUGGUUCCUGCCGAACCACAGCCGGCUGCGGGGCCGCACACUGCGCGUGGCCACCACGGCGGCCGUGGACACGAUCUACGCGCGCUACGAGACGGUGGGCGGCCGGCGACGCACGGUCGGCGUGGAGGUGAACAUGCUGGAUGCGGUGGCCGGCGCGCUCGGCUUCCGCUACGAGCUGGUGGAGCCGGCCGAGCUUGACGGCCUGUUCGGCGUGGAGCGCGACGACGGCUCCUGGACGGGAGUGAUCGGUAUGGUGGUGGACGGUCAGGCGGACAUGGCCAUCGGCGACAUCUCCGUGACGCUGGCCCGCAGCCGCGUGGUGGACGUCACGUACCCGUUCCACCAGGAGCCGACCUGGACGCUACUGGCCGCCGCGGUGCUCGUCGUCACGCUCAUCUUCUGGGUCGUGCCGGGCCUGGUGGGCGGUGAGCGCGGCCGCUGGGGACGGCUCGGUGCCGCCGGCUUCCUGGUCUGGGGCGCUAUCACUGGCCAGCACCAAAUGCGCGACCCGCGCCGCGGCUCCAGCCGCCUGCUCGUCCUGCUCUGGGCCUUCUUCUGCGUCAUCAUUGGCAUCUACUACCAAACGAUGCUGACGUCCAAGCUGUCCGUGCCCGUGUACGGCCGGCCCAUCGGCUCGCUGGAGGCGCUGGCGCUGUCGCGGUUCCGAGUGAAGUCCGCGAGCGGCACUGCCGCCACCGUUUACCUGGAGUCCUUCCGCGGCAGCGAGUCCGUCCUCGGCCGCAUCCCCGAUAAGAUGUCGCUGUUCCCGAUCGAGCAGCUGACGAGCAGCACUGCGCCGCUCGAGAACCACACCGCCUACAUCAACGAGCUCUCGCACUUGCGCCACGCGCUCUGGCGCCGCCCCGAUCACGACCUCUUCUACAUCUCGCGCGCGCGCUUCUUCCAAACGGGCCUGGCGUGGCCGGUGCGCCAAGGAGCCUGCUUCGUGUCGCAGCUGAACGACGCGGUCAUGCAGCUGCUGCAGUCGGGCCUGGUGGAGCUGUGGCUGCGCGCGGCGCGACUCGACGAGCCCGACAUCUCGGCGGCGCCCCGACCGCUCACGCUGCGGGAUCUCUCGGCCGCGCUGCUCGUGCUCCUGGUGCUGAGCCUGCGCAGGACGGAGCAGGCCCGCACUGCCUGGGCGCGGCUAGGACGACGGGCCGGCCUGCUGCGGGCCGCCCUGCCCCCGCCGGAAGCAGGCAACGUCCGGCACGACGACACCCGACCCGGCUCCGGCUCCGGCUCCGGCUCCGGCUCCGGCUCCGUACACGGCUCCGGACCCCACCAGGCGAAGCAGCGGCACUGA
Molecule: messenger RNA, 1512 nt
Organism: Pollicipes pollicipes
Lineage: Eukaryota; Metazoa; Arthropoda; Thecostraca; Pollicipedomorpha; Pollicipedidae
Product: glutamate receptor-like
Exons: 3
Coding region: 1-1512 (503 amino acids)
Cellular component (GO): membrane
Molecular function (GO): ligand-gated monoatomic ion channel activity
Source: RefSeq, a predicted model, not a curated record